Molecule: messenger RNA, 168 nt
Organism: Pelobates cultripes (western spadefoot toad)
Lineage: Eukaryota; Metazoa; Chordata; Amphibia; Anura; Pelobatidae
Source: the annotation of a GenBank genome assembly
AUGCUGACCGGUCGCAGGCUGGAGGGGCUCCUGUGGGAUUUGGCCUAUUUCGCUGAAAAUGCCAAGUUUACAGCCUGCCCCGGAGUCAAGCUAAUACCUCCCGUGUCCAGGCGGUUGACGGUGCCAUUGCGGACCCGAGAUCGGGAGUCUUGCACGCCCAUGGGGUGA